CUGUGUAAACCAUGGUGUAAACUGCUACGGACGCUGUCACAGUUUCCUUAGCUUCUCUCUCACGUGCCGAAAGUGACGGCACACGCCCAGAAACAACCGAAAUGCCUGUGUAUACGAAGGAAUACAUACAGGAGAAACUGCAAAAAGAGCUUGAAGCCACUUACGUGGAUAUCGAAGAUAUUUCGGACGGAUGCGGCGCCAAGUUCAACGCUGUCAUUGUUUCGCCAAAGUUCGAGGGGAAGGCCCUCUUAGAAAGACACAGAAUGGUCAACACUGUCCUCAGUGAAGAGUUGAAAGUCAUUCAUGCCUUCUCACAGAAGACCAUGGCACCUGCACAGUGGGAAGAGAAAUGUAAAGGAGAAAAAUCUAAGGGAUAACUAUUAAUAAUGGCAUAAUUAGAUGUGACUUUUCUGCAUGCGUGUGUAUGUACAUUCUUGCGUUGCAAUUGCUACAACUUCCAACAUGUUUAAUAAAGCAGCAAAUUUCUAUUCUCUGA
Messenger RNA from Dermacentor andersoni, 496 nucleotides. RefSeq names its product bolA-like protein 2. Gene Ontology annotation, biological process: intracellular iron ion homeostasis; protein maturation. Gene Ontology annotation, molecular function: 2 iron, 2 sulfur cluster binding. Gene Ontology annotation, cellular component: cytosol; nucleus. Lineage: Eukaryota; Metazoa; Arthropoda; Arachnida; Ixodida; Ixodidae. The record is from RefSeq and is a predicted model, not a curated record.